Molecule: messenger RNA, 1946 nt
Organism: Cuscuta epithymum
Lineage: Eukaryota; Viridiplantae; Streptophyta; Magnoliopsida; Solanales; Convolvulaceae
Source: the annotation of a GenBank genome assembly
GUACCCUACCUUAAACUAAAGUUUAUAGUGUCACUUAUGGCAAAAAAAAAAUCCUUUCCAAUUCCUUUCUCACUCUAUUAGCUAAAUACAGCUUAGCAUUUUGCAGAACCCUCUAUUUUUCAUCUCCCCCUCUGACUUUCUUCAACUCGUGCAGCUACCUCCGCCGCCCACACCUCACCGGCUAUAUGACUUUCUCUCACUUUGUGCACGCAGAUCUUUGAUGCAAUGAAGUGUUAGCUUAAAGCAACACCUGAAGGCAUGAUGGCUUCGUAGGUUAAAUUACUUUCGAGUGCCUUGCGUUUAAUAGAGGGGAGAUUCAAAACGAAGCACUAUCUGUCCUGUUGCUCUGAGUUGCUGAAGAUUCAAAGAGAUAUUUAAUGUACUUUCACUAGUCUGAAAUGAAGACUUCACAGAAUUUGCAGGACUUACAAAAGUCACAAGAAAAACAACCUUCAACACAGGUCUCCCAUGAUUCCCAAAAUGAUCAACCGAACAAUACAACAGAGAAUCCUGAUGCAGAUUCUAUGUCAGUGUCUGCAUCUGGAAAUGAGAAUAGGAAAGUUUCACGUGAGGAUAUUGAACUAGUUCAAAACUUGAUCGAGAGGUGUUUGCAGCUGUAUAUGAAUAGAGAAGAAGUAGUGAAAACACUUCUAAACCGGGCAAGGAUAGACCCUGGAUUCACAACUCUAGUGUGGCAAAAGUUAGAAGAAGAAAAUGCUGAUUUUUUUCGGGCCUACUACAUACGACUAAAACUGAAGAGACAUAUUAUAUUGUUCAAUCACUUGCUUGAGCAUCAAUAUCAUCUAAUGAAAUAUCCUAUACCCCCCAAGGUUCCACUAGCUCCAUUGCAGAAUGGUAUUCACCCCAUGGCAGUCAACAAUUUACCCAUGGGUUAUCCUGUCUUGCAACAACCGCCAGUUCCUGCUACAGGUCAACCUCAUAUGGAUUCAAUGGGCUUAUCAAGCUGCCAUGUGGUCAAUGGGAUACCUGCACCUAGCAACUUUCAUCCGAUGCAGAUGAAUUCUGUAAAUGAUAUGGUAAUUGAAACGAGUGCGUCAGAUGUAUCUGCAUCAGUCGCUCCGGCAUCAGCCACUCCACCAAGCAAUGUUGUUUCAUCAAUUCCAGAUAUGCCUGUAAGCAGCCCUCCCGCACAAGCGGCUGCCUCCGGUGGUCAUUUUCCCUUUACUGCAUCAGAGAUAUCUGGGAUGGAAGUAGACACAUCUGCCCUUGACACAGCAUUUGCAUCUGAUGCUAGCUCAGUUGGACUACAUCUCCCUACUGAUAAUGGAGCUGGAAAUUCUAGAGAUUUUCUCAGAUCCUUAGCGCAGAUUCCUUGGAACUUCAGUCUGUCAGACCUAACAGCAGAUUUACCAAAUUUGGGAGAUCUAGGAACCCUUGGAAAUGACAGUGGCUCACCCUUUUUGCAUUCUGAUUCAGAUAUUUUACUUGAUUCUCCAGAGCAAGAUGGCUUAGUGGACGAGUUCUUCGCUGAUUCCAUCCCUGGAUCAACAGGAGCUCAAUCGGAUGAAGAAAACCCCUAGAGAAGUCAGGAUAUGUAAUGGUACCCUUGAAAUUGGAAAGUAAGAACUAGUGGCGCAGUAAAUGAUCACAAAUUGAAGACAACAAUGCAUAGAGAAGAUUUCUUACUCAGUUUCACUGUCGAGGGACUGUUGUUUAACUAUGUAGACAAUUUAGCUUCAUAAGCAGGUAUUAGUGCUUUAUUUAGAGUUAUGUAUCUUCCAAAUCAAAAUCAAACUGUAAUCUAUGUAUGGCAGUGUAUGGUCGAAUAAUGCAUAACAAACUAAAUCUUAGUUCUGCAAUGUUGUAUUCUGCUCAUAUGUUCCACAUGAGUGCUUGAUUAGAUUAGUAUAACAGUGAAUUGCUGCAUAGUUUAGGGCAUUAAGUUGCUCUUAAUGAGACCCGGCAUGACCCUAAUGACAAGCCCC